AUGGCUGACCCGGCGGUCCGGCCUGGUGGCUCCAGAACGAGAGCAGGAAAUAAACAGUCCACUAACCCUGCUGAUAACUACCACCUGGCCCACAGGAGGACCCUGCAAGUGGUUGUGAGCUCUUUGCUGACAGAGGCGGGAUUUGAGAGCGCGGAGAAAGCGUCUGUGGAGACGUUGACAGAGAUGUUACAGAGCUACCUCUCAGAAAUAGGGAGAAGCGCCAAGUCAUACUGCGAGCACACAGCCAGGACCCAGCCCACACUUUCAGACAUCGUGGUCACACUGGUUGAAAUGGGGUUCAAUGUUGGCAUUCUACCUGCUUAUGCAAAACGGUCUCAGAGGAUGGUCAUCACUGCACCUCCGGUGACCAAUCAGCCAGUGACACCCAAGGCCCUCACUGCAGGGCAGAACCGACCCCACCCGCCACACAUCCCCAGCCAUUUUCCUGAAUUUCCGGAUCCCCACACGUACAUCAAAACACCGACGUACCGCGAGCCAGUGUCUGACUACCAGGUCCUCCGAGAGAAGGCCGCAUCUCAGAGGCGGGACGUGGAGCGAGCACUCACCCGCUUCUUGGCCAAGACAGGCGAGACCCAGAGUCUCUUCAAGGAUGAUGUCAGCACUUUUCCCUUGAUUGCAGCCAGAUCUUUCACCAUCCCCUACCUCACGGCCUUGCUUCCCUCUGAGCUGGAGAUACAGCAGAUGGAAGAGAUGGACUCCUUGGAGCAGGACGAGCAAACAGAUACAGAGAACAUCGCGCUUCAUAUCAGCUCGGACGAAUCCGGAGCUGAGAAGGAGAAUACUUCUGUCCUGCAGCAGAACUCCUCCUUGUCCGGCAGCCGGAACGGGGAGGAGAACAUCAUCGAUAACCCCUAUCUGCGGCCCGUGAAGAGGCCCAAGAUCUGGAGGAAGAAGUCCCUCUCGUGA
Rattus rattus (black rat) is the source of this 927-nucleotide messenger RNA. Its product is annotated as transcription initiation factor TFIID subunit 8-like. NCBI's taxonomy places the organism in Eukaryota, Metazoa, Chordata, Mammalia, Rodentia, Muridae. Gene Ontology annotation, cellular component: transcription factor TFIID complex. The record is from RefSeq and is a predicted model, not a curated record. Gene Ontology annotation, molecular function: protein heterodimerization activity. Gene Ontology annotation, biological process: transcription initiation at RNA polymerase II promoter. The transcript has a single exon. The coding region runs from base 1 to 927 and encodes 308 amino acids.